CUCCCCUAGCGUUUGGUGGAGACGGGACAACAGCGGCGACUUUUUGGUUCGCGGUUCCAACACUCAAACUGGUUUAUCCCGCAAAGCGCGGAUGGUGUUGACGUUAUUGCGCUGUCUAACCAUUCAUCUGGGGACAAGGCUAACUGAUGAAGGACCAGUGAAAGAGCCCGGUGGAAAAAAGGUUGUCCUUUCAUCAAAGUGAGACACCGUUCUUCUUGUAUACACCCCCGCUGUGCUAAUUCUUGAGUGGACUGGACUAGGUCUACCGCUAUUGCUGAUCUGAGGCGCAAAACUCCGAAGGAAGAAGAAGUAGCUAUGAAGACAAAUAUGAAAUACGCGUUACGUUUUCCGGUGUCAAUCAUGACUCGAUAAAGAGCGUGCUAUGAACUUCACUUUUGUGAUGAUUACACGGAAACCUAUAAUAUUAAAUUAUUAAUCUGGACUAUUAGUGAAUAUCUUCAACGAAGGGGAGAUUUGAAGAUUUACGUAGGGUUAUAAUUAUAAGAAGAAAGAAAACAAAUUCCUGGACGGGUAUUUUUAUAAAAGCAUAAUUCUUUAAGAGGGAGAAGGGUGACGAUUUGGAGAUGGAAGUCGCAGCAGACCAGUCUCGGUGGAUGGCGCAUCAUCACGCCGUGCUGAACGGCCAGCACCCGGAUUCGCACCAUCCCGGCCUAACGCAUAACUACAUGGAGCCCAUGGCGCAGCUACUGCCGCCAGAUGAAGUUGACGUUUUCUUAAAUCACCUGGAUUCUCAGGGGAAUCCUUAUUACCCUAACUCCCGAGCCAGAGUGUCCUACAGCCAAGCACACGCUCGCCUUACAGGCAGCCAGGUUUGUCGGCCACACCUCAUCCACAGUCCGGGCAUCCCGUGGCUGGACAGCGGCAAGGCAGCGCUCUCAGCAGCUCACCACCACAACGCAUGGGCGGUCAGCCACUUCAGUAAACCCGGGCUGCACCCCGCCAGCUCGGGCUAUCCCUGUAGCAGUAGCUCCAGCACGGCCCCCGUGUCUUCCCUCACCUCUGCGUCGCACUCCAGUCCGCACCAUCUCUACAGCUUUCCCCCUACCCCUCCCAAGGACGUGUCCCCAGACCCCGGAGCUGCCUCCCCGUCCUCGUCCUCCGCUAGAAUGGACGAAAAGGAGUCCAUAAAGUACCAAGUUUCACUCGCCGACGGGAUGAAACUGGAAGGGUGCAGUCCGCUGCGCAGCAGCCUGGCUUCCAUGAGCGCCCAGACGCCCUCCACACACCACCCCAUCCCGACCUACCCAUCGUACUCUCUGCCGACGCCGCACGAUUACGGCGGCAGCUUGUUUCACCCUACCGGGCUUCUCGGUGGAUCGACCUCCAGCUUCACCCCGAAGUGUAAAAACAAAACAAGGUCAUGCUCAGUAUGCUUCUUAGAGGGGCGUGAGUGCGUGAACUGCGGUGCCACCUCCACACCUCUGUGGCGUCGGGACGGGACCGGACACUACCUCUGCAACGCCUGUGGGCUGUACCACAAGAUGAACGGCCAGAACCGACCUCUUAUCAAGCCCAAACGGAGACUGUCUGCUGCGAGACGAGCCGGCACCUGCUGCGCCAAUUGUCAGACAACCACUACCACUCUCUGGAGGCGCAAUGGGAAUGGCGACCCGGUGUGCAACGCCUGCGGGCUCUACUACAAACUACACAACGUGAAUCGCCCUUUGACCAUGAAGAAAGAGGGCAUCCAGACCCGAAACCGCAAGAUGUCCAACAAGUCCAAGAAAAGUAAGAGGAUUGGGGAAUUAUUCGAGGAGCCGUCCAAGUGCUUGCACGACAAGACCUCACCCUACAGCGCCGCCGCCCUGGCUGGUCACAUGCCCCACAUGGGUCACCUGCCACCCUUCAGCCAUUCUGGACACAUGCUACCCACACCCACCCCCAUUCACCCCUCCUUCGCCCACCCGCACCAUUCUAGCAGGUCACCGCCCUGGGCGGAGCCUCACUGAUGCCCCACCCCACCCCAGGCUACUCACCCCCACGGCCUCCUCUUCACAGCUGGAAGAGAGGAGUGGGCAGGGCUCUCUUUUCCUUUUUCUCUGAAGAGGGGGAAGAACAUUUCUUUCUUCUUUUUUUAAUGAAACCAGAUUGUAAUCUGCCCCCUUUCGAAUGGACCAAGAAGAGGGCAAAGUUAAAGACACAUGUUCAGCGUUCUGUUUUCCUGGACAAAAGGGAGGGUCGGUAAACAAAAGGAACUUUGGUAUUUUUUCACCCCCCCCCAAAGGAUAGGUAUUGAUACUGUGGGUUGUAGAACUGAACUUUAUUUUCCAGAUUUUUGUAACUUGGUACCACCUCAGAUGCGAGGCUACGAGGAUAUGGCUGCCUACCCUAUCACCCUCUGUGUGACCACGCCCAAUGAAUUACUGCCAUUCUUCCCCAUUUCCUGGACCAGGAACUGGUGUAGUCACAUCUGUAAAAACUGUGAAUAUUCUGAAUGCCAGGAGAGUCCAUAACUAUUGUUAACUAUAUUAUAUAUAUAUAUGCUGGAUUACUGAUCAUGGACUUCACAUAUUUUUUAAAGGACAUUAUGAAAAAAAGAAGCAAGCAAAAAGUUUAUGAAUCCUAAUUUUAAAAGUUUAUUAUUGUUAUUGUUAUUAUUAUUGUUAUUGAGAUAAUUUAUUUUCACUGUU
This is a messenger RNA of Megalops cyprinoides (Indo-Pacific tarpon), 2651 nucleotides long. It is a transcript of the gene gata2a, whose product is annotated as GATA binding protein 2a. The record is from RefSeq and is a predicted model, not a curated record. The coding region runs from base 585 to 1970 and encodes 461 amino acids. Gene Ontology annotation, cellular component: nucleus. Gene Ontology annotation, biological process: negative regulation of transcription by RNA polymerase II; cell fate commitment; positive regulation of angiogenesis. The transcript is spliced from 6 exons. Gene Ontology annotation, molecular function: RNA polymerase II cis-regulatory region sequence-specific DNA binding; zinc ion binding; DNA-binding transcription factor activity, RNA polymerase II-specific. NCBI's taxonomy places the organism in Eukaryota, Metazoa, Chordata, Actinopteri, Elopiformes, Megalopidae.